Molecule: messenger RNA, 3970 nt
Organism: Phyllostomus hastatus (greater spear-nosed bat)
Lineage: Eukaryota; Metazoa; Chordata; Mammalia; Chiroptera; Phyllostomidae
Gene: CPT2
Product: carnitine palmitoyltransferase 2
Exons: 5
Coding region: 130-2106 (658 amino acids)
Biological process (GO): fatty acid beta-oxidation
Cellular component (GO): mitochondrion
Molecular function (GO): carnitine O-palmitoyltransferase activity
Source: RefSeq, a predicted model, not a curated record
GGAGGCCAGAGGUCGCUCUGCGCCGCCGCGAACUGUGCUGGAGUCUGUGAUACGGCGUCUGCGGCCAGGGAUAUUUCUGUCUGUGCAACAGAACUCCCCAUCGCCCGCGUUCCGCAGCCUCCCGGGACCAUGGUGGCCCGCCUGCUACUGCGUGCCUGGCCGCGGGGCCCUGCCGUGGGUUUGGGCGCGCCCCGCCGGCCCCUGAGCGCCGACUCCGGGCGGGGCCAGUUCCUGCAGCGCAGCAUCGUGCCCACUAUGCACUACCAGGACAGCUUGCCAAGGCUGCCUAUUCCCAAACUUGAAGACACCAUUAGGAGAUACCUCAGUGCGCAGAAGCCUCUCUUGGAUGAUGAGCAGUUCAGGAAAACGGAAGAACUUUGCAAGAGUUUUGAAAAUGGGAUCGGACAAGAACUGCACAAGCAGCUGGUUGCUCAGGACAAGCAGAAUAAACACACGAGCUACAUUUCAGGCCCCUGGUUUGAUAUGUACUUAACUGCUCGAGACCCCAUUGUCCUGAACUUUAACCCAUUUAUGGCAUUCAACCCUGACCCGAAGCCUGAGUAUAAUGACCAGCUCACCCGAGCAACCAACAUGACCGUGUCUGCCGUCCGCUUUUUGAAGACGUUCCGGGCCGGCCUUCUGGAGCCGGAAGUGUUUCACCUGAACCCUGUCAAAAGUGACACUGAUACCUUCAAGAGACUCAUACGCUUUGUGCCUUCCUCUCUGUCUUGGUAUGGUGCCUACUUGGUCAAUGCAUAUCCACUGGAUAUGUCCCAGUAUUUUCGGCUUUUCAAUUCAACUCGUUUACCCAGACCCAGUCGGGACGAACUCAUCACUGAUGAGAAGGCCAGGCACCUCCUGGUCCUGAGAAAAGGAAACUUCUAUGUCUUUGAUGUCCUGGAUCAAGAUGGGAACAUUGUGAGCGCCUCUGAAAUCCAGGCCCAUCUGAAGUACAUUCUCUCGGACAAUAGCCCUGCCCCUGAGUUCCCACUGGCGUAUCUGACCAGUGAGAACCGAGAUGUGUGGGCAGAGCUCAGACAGAAGCUAGAGAGUGGCGGCAAUGAGGAGGCCCUGAGGAAGGUGGACUCUGCCGUGUUCUGCCUCUGCCUAGAUGACUUCCCCAUUAAGGACCUUGUCCACUUGUCCCACAACAUGCUGCAUGGUGAUGGCUCAAACCGCUGGUUUGAUAAAUCCUUCAACCUCAUUAUAGCCAAGGACGGCACUGCCGCUGUCCACUUUGAGCACGCUUGGGGCGAUGGUGUCGCAGUGCUCAGGUUUUUCAAUGAAGUGUUUAAAGACAGCACUCAGGCCCCUGCCAUCAUCCCGCAGGGCCAGCCGGCCAGCACAGACUCUUCCGUGGCGGUGCAGAAACUCCAGUUCAGGCUGAAUGAUGCCUUAAAGACUGGCAUCAGCGCUGCCAAGGAGAAGUUCGAUGCCACCAUGAAAACCCUCACCAUUGACUCCAUCCAGUUUCAUAGAGGAGGCAAAGAAUUCUUGAAGAAGCAGAAGCUGAGCCCUGACUCAGUGGCCCAGCUGGCCUUCCAGAUGGCCUUUUUGCGGCAGUACGGCAAGACGGUGGCCACGUAUGAGUCCUGUAGCACUGCAGCAUUUAAGCAUGGGCGCACCGAGACCAUCCGCCCCGCCUCCGUCUUCACGAGGAGGUGCUCUGAGGCCUUCGUCAGGGAGCCCUCCAAGCACAGCGCAGGGGAGCUUCAGCAGAUGAUGGCUGAGUGCUCCAAAUACCACAGCCAGCUGACCAGAGAAGCAGCCAUGGGCCAGGGCUUUGACCGACACUUAUUUGCUCUGCGGUACCUGGCAGCAGCCAAAGGGGUUGCCCUGCCUGAGCUGUAUCUGGACCCUGCAUACAGGCAGAUAAACCACAACAUCUUGUCCACAAGCACGCUGGCCAGUCCAGCAGUGAACAUUGGCGGCUUUGCCCCCGUGGUCCCUGAUGGCUUUGGCAUUGCGUAUUCUGUUAAUGACAACUGGAUGGGCUGCAAUGUCUCCUGCUACCCAGGCCGCAAUGCCCGGGAGUUUCUCCAGUGUGUGCACAAGGCCUUAGAAGACAUGUUUGAUGCCAUGGAAAGUAAAUCCAUCAAAACUUAGCUACUGGGCAGGUUAAGAGCCCCCAUCACUUCAUCUACAUGAAAAUUAAAGCCCUUGUAGCCAAUAGGUGCUAUUCUGUGACUAAUGAAAGGAAUCAUGAGGUGCCUGUGCAGCCUGAGCUUUCAAGUCAUGUGGUUUUAAAGCUAAACAUGUAACUUCUAAGUGGACUUAGAUCACAAUGAAAAAUAAUGUGAGAUUUCAAUUUUAUGGGUAUUUGGUCAGGAGGUAGAAUUUGGAAAAAUAACUCAGGAUAUUUAUUGUUGAAGCAGAAAUAAAAUUUAAUUGUUGCUUGGAGAUUUUUUUUUUUUUUAACCUAAUUUCCUAAUCUCUACGAAGAACUUUCCAACAAUAAAUUCAAUAGGCUCAGGAAGUUCCCAUUGGCUCCUGGCUCUUCUGGUGAUGGUGGGAGACGCUGUAUCAUGUUCCCUGUACAUUUGCUGCUUUGUCCUGGGACAUCCUCUCUUUAAAAAUCCUCUUUAUUUUUCUGAAUGAAUUGCUGAUGCUCGAUUCAGAUAGUACUGCAAUGAAAGUUAUUCCCAUGGAUUUAGGGAUUUGUACUUUACUAGUCUUCCAGACAAAUGAAGAUUUAUAAUUGGUGUGUAUUUAUUUAAACCAGUUGAAUCUUACGUGCUAAUCAUGGCCUGAUGCACAAGUGAUCACUUUGUACAUUUUGCACUUGAAACUUGUCCAUUGAGUGACGUGAUCAUAGAAUUUUAACAAUUUACUGGUAGAACACUGCUGUAACAUGAAAGGAAGGGUGGUGUUAUUUUUUUGAAAAGGAAAGGUUUUUGUUGGUGUUUAAUUUUAUCUGCACUCCCAGUGGCUUGCCCAGUGAGUUACUGGACAGCUGGGAUUUGAAUUCUGGUGUGAGCCAGGCACCACGCACUUCCCAUGCACUGCCUCAUCCAGUCCUCCUUAUAGUUCACGCACACGUGCCUGCAUGUCCUCUCACCCGACUCCACCCACUCUUCACUCGGUGAUUAUUUAACGAAUAACCAGCAGGUACCAGGUCCUCUGCAUUCGGUGGUCUGAUCAGAUGCGCGAGGACUGCCAGCGCACACGAAACAGUGCGGCUCUCACUCAUGAACCACGAUCAGGGACACCCGAGUGCCCGGUGUCCUCGUUCUGCCAGGUCCUUGCUUUGUGACCACAAGUUAUUUUGCCUCUCCAGACUGUGAGUUCUGUAACACGAGGGCAAUUCCGGAAACACGGGUGUGGAAUGAGCUGUAGCGAUACAGGUAAAGCAUGUUCAUCCACUCUCAUCUUCCACUGUCCCCACUUCUAGCAGCUCUGCCUUCUGCUACUACAAGAUGGCAGACUGAGGUCCUAAAGUGUGGGGCAGGGAACUGAAUUCCGGGGUGAUGAGGGCAGGGCUCAGAAGAAACGCACCACUGUGUUGACUAACCUCAUUGAGGAGCAAUGUCCGAGCUAAAGUGCACUCGUUUUCACAUGGAGAAAAUGGGGUCCUGAGAGGAAAAGUACUUGUGCAGGGGUGUGCAGCAAGUCAGACACUGAGCCCAAUGCCCUUCUAUUCAAACACACUGCGAUACCAAAGCACUCAAAACAGCUAACCUUGGAACAGACUCGUGUGUGUGGAGUGAAGUAGGGGCCCAAUUUUAUUCUAUUGUAGAAGGGUAACACAACUAGCCCAGCACUUUAUGGAUGAGUUAAUAAUUUCCCCACUGAUCUGCAGCAUCAGCUGUCAUUGACCAGUCUUCGUACGUACACGGGUCUGUUUGUACCAGAGUGCCAAAACUACGCUGACUUAAUUGCUACUGUUCUGAGUGUGUUGUGUCUGGUAGAGGCAGUCUCCCACCUGUGUUGUAUCAUCGAUUUCAGAAUAAAGUUCUGUUUAAAAAGAAAA